This is a messenger RNA of Molossus molossus (Pallas's mastiff bat), 1113 nucleotides long. It is a transcript of the gene SLC30A8, whose product is annotated as solute carrier family 30 member 8. The transcript has 8 exons. Gene Ontology annotation, molecular function: zinc ion transmembrane transporter activity. Lineage: Eukaryota; Metazoa; Chordata; Mammalia; Chiroptera; Molossidae. Gene Ontology annotation, biological process: response to glucose; response to zinc ion; insulin secretion. Bases 1 to 1113 code for a protein of 370 amino acids. Gene Ontology annotation, cellular component: plasma membrane. The record is from RefSeq and is a predicted model, not a curated record.
AUGGAGUUCCUUGAAAGCAGUUAUCUUGUGAAUGACAAAGCCACCAAGAUGUACACCUUCACACUAGACAGUGUGGCUCCCCAGCAGAAACCCGAGAAUAAAGCUCGAUGUUCUGGAGAGAAGCCAGAGGAGCUGGAGUCAGGAGCCAUCUAUCACUGUCACGGCAACACCAAGGACAAAGCGAACAGGGCAAACGAGCACGUCUAUGCCAAGUGGAAACUCUGCGCGGCUUCAGGAAUAUGCUUCAUAUUCAUGAUUGCAGAGGUCGUGGGCGGCCACAUUGCUGGGAGUCUUGCUGUCGCCACAGACGCUACCCACCUCUUCAUUGACCUGACCAGUUUUCUGCUCAGCCUCUUCUCCUUGUGGCUGUCCUCAAAGCCUCCCUCCAAGCGGCUCACAUUCGGAUGGCACCGAGCAGAGAUCCUUGGUGCCCUGCUGUCCAUCCUAGGUGUCUGGGCAGUGACCGGUGUGUUGGUGUACCUGGCGUGUGAGCGCCUGCUCUACCCAGAUUACCAGAUCCAGGCCACUGUGAUGAUCAUCGUUUCAGGCUGUGCGGUGGCAGCCAACAUUGUACUAAGUGUGAUUUUGCACCAAGGACACUCUGGCCACAAUCACAAGGAUGCGCAAAUGAAUGCCAGUGUCAGAGCGGCUUUUGUGCACGCUCUCGGCGAUCUGUUUCAGAGCAUCAGUGUGUUAACCAGUGCACUGGUUAUCUACUUUAAGCCAGACUAUAAAAUGGCCGACCCCAUCUGCACAUUUGUCUUUUCCGUCCUGGUUUUGGCCAGCACCGUCACCAUCUUAAAGGACUUCUCUGUCUUACUCAUGGAAGGUGUGCCAAAGAACCUCACCUACAACGAUGUGAGAGAGCUCAUCUUAGCGGUGGACGGCGUGGUGUCUGUGCACAGCUUGCACAUCUGGUCGUUAACAAUGAACAAGGUGAUUCUCUCAGCGCAUGUUGCUGCAGCAGCCAGCUGGGACAGCCACCGUGUCCGGAGAGAGAUUGCUAAUGCCCUCAGCAACAGCUUCCCCGUGGUGCAUUCACUCACCAUUCAGAUGGAAUCUCCAGCCGACCAGGACCCCGACUGCCUUUGCUGUGCAGCCCCCCGGGACUAG